AUAUUAAAAUUAAAAUAUAUAUUUAUAAAAUACCUACCUAUAUCAACAAACAGAAUGGCAUCAAAAUUAAAAACUACAGAUACAGACAAAUUAAAUAUGGGAAUGAAAUCAAUAGUAAAUGAAUUUAAAAUCAGUUGCGAUAAAGUCAAACAAUUGAAAGACAACAAAGAGUUAUUCAAUCAAAUGGAAUUUACUGUCAAAACUUUAUCAAUUGAAGGUGAAAACGAUGACUAUGCUACACAAUUUUCAAAUUUCAAAGAAGCUGUGAAAAAUGAACAAUCGUUUUACUUUAAUAAAACUGGAAUUACUCACAAUUUUUUAUCAAAAAAUGAACAGUUAGAAUCUGCCGCAAACAUCCUACAAGAAACCGGCAUUGAUGAUUAUAAUGCUAGUAGCAUAUUCACUAAAUAUUUGUCAAUGAUUGAAAAAUGUAAUAAGCAAAAAGAGUUUAUUGAUGACAUUGAUGAACAUUUAAAUAAAUUAAAAAUAGUAAUUGAACAACAGAAUGAUCUUAAAUGUGAAUUAUCAAAUAUAAAUUACUCACCUGUAGGAUAUACAGCUGAACCUAUCAAUAUUAAACCAAUUAAAAGUAUACAAACCGUAGAUGACUGUGAUGAAAUUGUGAAGUUGGUCAAAAAAAUAACGGACAUUGAAAAGAAACAAGAAGAAAUCUAUUCAGCAACUUCUGAAUUAAAAUCUGAACAGAAAAAAAUGUACCAUGGAUUACCACCAAAUAUGGAUCAAGCAAUGAUGACAGUACAAAUAGCAGAGCAAGCAAUGAAGGCUAUAUCUAAAAAAUUAAUGGAAAAACUUUAGAAAAUUAAAUAAUUCAUUAUGAAUGAUGAAAAAACAACAAUGGAAUACUUAUUUCAAGUAGAAAGACAAGCAGAAAAAAUACUUCUUAA
This is a messenger RNA of Myzus persicae (green peach aphid), 905 nucleotides long. RefSeq lists its product as uncharacterized. The record is from RefSeq and is a predicted model, not a curated record. The coding region runs from base 55 to 816 and encodes 253 amino acids. NCBI's taxonomy places the organism in Eukaryota, Metazoa, Arthropoda, Insecta, Hemiptera, Aphididae. The transcript has 2 exons.